AUGGCUGACGUCUUCGUCUCGAGUAGGAUUUCAAGAACCGGCGAGCUUGGUCGCAGCGCCAUCGACGACCCUUGGCGCGUCGGAACGGCAGUUCCCGUUGAAAGCAGUGUUGCCAGUACUACAGACACGGGCGGCGGCGGCGAAUCGUUGACCGGUCAACGCGCCGAGUCAACCGCGGUGGACCAGUCCGCGCAGCUGCCCGCUGCGGAGAGGCCCGUUGUCGGAAGCACCAGCGCUGGGGCUUCACCGCGGAAGCCCCAUCAGCCCCUCCUUCCGCCGGCCUCCAUGUUCCAGCAGCAGCAGGCGCCGGCGGCCGCGGAGAGGGAGCGGCGCGCAGAGGGCGCGCAAGGGGGCCGUCCACUCCGCGGGGGAGGCGCAGUGGCGGAACCGGAGCAGUCCGCGGAGAUGGAGGCUGCGGCGGCUGAGGGGAAGGGGCCUCUGGCAGUGUCGUCUUUGGAAGAGCGGAAGGAGAUUGCGGAAGGGGAGGAGCCGCAUCAGAAGUCGCGUAUCUCAGAGAAGGUAGCUCGAUUCUUCGGAGCCACAGGGAAACCCAGGAGCCGCAGAAGCACCGAGGAGACGGAGCCGCCGAGGCAAGUCGUAGCAAGGGAACCCGCAAGGGAGUCGGCACGAGAAUCUGCAAGCGAGCCUGUAAGGGAACCGGCAAUAGAGGGUAUAGCAGGCGGGAGCGGUCAGGGUGCAAGGGGCAGGGUUUCGGAGGGGGUGGCGCCCUCCACCACGCCUGGUGCAGCAGCUGCAGCAUCGGCCAUUCAGCAGGCCGUGCGAGCAGGGAAGAGCGAGGAGCAGGUCACUGCUGAUGCUGCUGCUGCUGCAGCAAGCGAGAUGGGGCAGGGUGGGAAAGAGGAGCUGGAAGAGGGGGGGAUGGGCAGGAAGGAGGUGGAAAGGAGGGGCAGUGAAGAGGAGAUUUUGGGGGCAGCAGCAGGGGCAGGAACACCCACAGAAGAGAGGGGUGUGGGGCUUGCAGGAAGACUGGGAGGGACUGAGGCGGGCACGGAGGCAUCCCCGGGAGCAACUGGAGCAGGAGCAGGAGCAGGAGCAGGAGGAGGGUCAGUGUCGCCAGUGUCUCCGGGAGCAGCAGGCGGGCAUGGGUCGGUGCUGGAGCGACUCAAGUGGCUGGAGUGGCAGGUGCACACCAUGCAGCAGGCUGUCUCGGGCGGUCCUACGGAGAGUGCUGGGAUGCUCCCUGCUGCAACGCCAGGUGUCGUUUCAGGAGUUUCAGGUGUUUCGGAGGUUGGUUCUGGGGGGAAGAGAAAGAGGGUCCUGGCUCCUGGUGCAAUGCAAGGGGGAGAGGGGGACGAGGAUCAGGGGAUCACCAGAGCAGCGUUCAUGGGCGAGGGGCAAGAAAGGGAGAUGGGGAAAGAGGAGGCGAAAGAGGGAGGGAUGUUUGGAGGGAUGGUGAGUGGAGGAGAGAGAGGAGGGAUGGGAGAGGAGGAAGGAGCAGCGGUGCCGUUGGUAGUCGUGGCUCGGGAGAUUGAGGAGCGGGGUUCCAUUCUGGACCGCAUUGCACACCUGGAAACCACGCUCAACGCCCUCGCUGCUUCUGGGAUUCCCGUCCCUGGCAAGCCUGCUCCUGCCACUCUUGUCCGUCCUGCUCCUGCUCCGGCUGAAUCUUGCAUAUCACAAGGAGCAGGAGAAUCAGCCGUAAAAGCACGUGAGCUUGGUUAUGCCAUUCCUGCUGUUGGAGAGGCAGAGGCAGCACGCGAGAUGGGGGCAGAGGAAGCAGAGGCAGUAGCAGUGGCAGCGCCGCCGGCAACGGCCGAAGCUGAAGAGGAAGAGGCGGAGGAGGCAGAGGAAAGGGGAGAGGAAGUGGAGGGGAAGAGGCGAUUGGGCGGUGAGGAAGGUGCUGUGCCUGAAUCUUCUGCUGCUGCCGGUGCUGGUGCUGCUACCACUGCUGCUGGUGCGGCAGCAGCUCCUGUGUCUGUUUCUACUCCCGCUGAAGCCUCUGCUCCAUCCGUGGCAGCAGCAGCAGAAUCAGCAGCACCCUCUGCUACAGUCACUGCUCCCUCUGCUGGUCCCUCUAGGCCCUCUGCUGUAACACCUGCGACAGCACCUGGGACGGGUGGAGCACCUGAGGCAGUGCCUGAAGCUGCACCUGGAGCACCUGGGAAGGCGGCUGAGAAGGCACUGGCAGCACAUGCUGCAGAGGCCGCUAUGGCCAGAGCGCCUGAGGGGGAGAGAGCAGAGGAGACAGCAGAGGUGGCCGCUGCUGCUGCCGCUGGAGCUGUGCGCGCAGUGCAAGGGAUGGGUGGCGGUGAGGGGGGUGGUGAGCAGGGUGGUGAGGCGGGAAUGAAGCCUACAAUUGAGCCAAGUCCAGAAGCUGCCAAGGUGUCAGAGGAAGGGGAAGGGGAAGCAGGGAAGAAGCAUCGUCGCCGUUAUCGUCGCAAAAAGAGGCCUGAAAGGGCUGAAGGGAAGAGCAGGUGCAAGAUUAUGUGA
Molecule: messenger RNA, 2451 nt
Organism: Closterium sp. Naga37s-1
Lineage: Eukaryota; Viridiplantae; Streptophyta; Zygnematophyceae; Desmidiales; Closteriaceae
Source: the annotation of a GenBank genome assembly